Messenger RNA from Opisthorchis viverrini, 1314 nucleotides. RefSeq lists its product as hypothetical. Lineage: Eukaryota; Metazoa; Platyhelminthes; Trematoda; Opisthorchiida; Opisthorchiidae. Gene Ontology annotation, molecular function: solute:inorganic anion antiporter activity. The transcript is spliced from 9 exons. Gene Ontology annotation, cellular component: basolateral plasma membrane; plasma membrane. Gene Ontology annotation, biological process: transmembrane transport; monoatomic anion transport; monoatomic ion homeostasis. The record is from RefSeq and is a predicted model, not a curated record. The annotation marks the transcript as partial.
ACUACUCACAAGUUUGCUGAAAAAUCUUCGGCAGCCCUGAGCCACCUUCGCCCUUCUUGGGGCUCAUCAGAAAGGCGCAGUCCCCGAGUUUCCGUCAGUCUUAUGUUCUACUUGAACCCAAAUCGGACUGUUUUCGAGAAAUACACCAAUUUGCAAGUCAAUUCGGUUUUCACAAGAGACUCAACUGGAUCUCUCGUUUAUGAUAUUCUACAACUGAAUGUGCUGCACACAGGCCGCCUCAUGAUUCACUUGUCACGAUACUCGAGAUUUUGCAUCCCCGAGUUUCCGUCAUCCUUAUGUUCUAACCCAACCCAAAUCGGACUGUUUUCGAGAAAUACACUAAUUUGCAAGUCAAUUCGGUUUUCACAAGAGACUCAACUGGAUCUCUCUGAUAUUCUAAUUCAGUUGGCACGAUACUCGAGAUUUUGCAAUGUCACACAGAUGAUUAUCUCUCAAACGAUCGGUGGGUUGUGCAACGGGUUUUUUGGUGGACAACCGUUAAUUGUGUUACUCUCAACUGCACCGCUCGCUCUGUACAUCAAAAGCUUGGGCGACCUGGCAGUAUCCCAGCCCUCGUGUCUCCUUCGUGUGGCACCGCAGCUAGGCACCGGAAGCGUGCUACAGUUGAAUGAUUUUUCAUGCAUCGGUCAGGUCAUUUGCUCCGAGGACAGUUCGUCCAAACGUAUUCGGUCAAGAAUCGUCUACACGAUCUGUGAAUCAUUUGGUCUCAACUUUCCCGCAAUGUACGGAUGUGUCGGUCUGUUCAACAGUUUAUUCCUGUUUGGCUUUUCGGUAACUGGACUUAGCAGCCUGAUGCGGUGGUCCACCAGAUCCACUGAGGAAAUUUUCGCCCUUUUCGUAUCCGUUGCCUUCAUCAUGGGAGCGGUGAAAGACUGUUACAAAACUUUCCAAAAGUAUUACGUUUGUCAACCCCCUACGCAAAUGAUGGAAGCAAACCAAACGAACAAAACACUGAAAAACAUUAUCGGCUUUACAGCAAACAGUGCGGAACAUCUCGAUGAGAACCUCUCCAAAGAGGCCGGUUUUCUUUUGGAGUCGUCGAGCUGUAACAAGGAAGUUGCUCUACUCUACCUCCUGUUAUUACUUGGGACAGUGUGGCUUUCGUUGUAUCUCUACAACUUUACAAAAACACCCUUCCUCACCGCUGGAAAACGGGAAAUCCUGACAGACUUCGCAUUGCCCAUAGCGGUUUUGGUAAUGUCAACAGUUGGAUCAUUGCUGUCUGGGAAUAUCUCAUGCUUUCGACCAAUCAGACCUCGCCUUGAUGCCGGACCGGCUAGCGUCCCGAAUUCU